This is a messenger RNA of Microplitis demolitor, 2403 nucleotides long. Its product is annotated as zinc finger protein 761. Lineage: Eukaryota; Metazoa; Arthropoda; Insecta; Hymenoptera; Braconidae. The transcript is spliced from 4 exons. The record is from RefSeq and is a predicted model, not a curated record. The coding region runs from base 271 to 2016 and encodes 581 amino acids.
UCUCUGCCCUCCAUAUUCUUUAGUCAGUAGAAAAAAAAAACAAUACUUUGUAAUAAUGAAAAAAGAUUAUUAUUAAAAUUUAAAAUAAUUAAUUUUAGUUGUAAUGAAAACUAUAAUUAGUAAUUAAUUGUAGAAAAUUAAUUACAAUAUCAAUUGUUGAAGAAAUAUAUCAAAAUACUUGAAGAAAUAGGUUAGGGUCAUUUAGUAAAACGUCAGAAAAUUACGUUUUGGAUUAAAAAUAAAUUUCUAGAGUUUGAUUAAUUAAAAAAAAUGUAUAAGCUUGACUCUGGUAAGAUAAAUGAUGGUCAAGUUAUGUUAGAUCCAAGUUUAAAGCCACAUGAUGAAAUUACUGUUGAUGAAUAUCUUCUGGAAAAACAAAAAAUUCUCCUGGAAAAUUCUUCAAUUUCUGAAAGUAAAAAUGAAGUUUGGAGUGAUAAUUAUAUUUCAAUAAUAAAAGAGGAAGGGAUCAAUCUAUUGAAGUAUUAUGUCAAAGUAAACAACUCGCCAAUGCAAUUAGUUUUAAAUUUAACAAACAGUUUAAUUUUCAUCAACAAUAGAAUUCUACUUGAACAAAAUAAUGACAAUUUUUCGACUAAUGAUCCAAAGUCAUUUACUGGUAAUUUAGUUUCGGAUCAAAUUAAACUUGAAAAAGAAUCACAUGAAAAUGGACAGAUGGCAAGUGAAGUAAUUUGCAAAGAAUCAUGUGAGAAUUUGAUCAUUAAGACCGAAGAUGAUGUUUUUGCUCACGAAAAUUUGAAUAUUAAGGAUGAUUUAAAUGAAGGUAACGGUCGGGAAAAAGAAUUAGAAAUAAAUGAUGAAAAUUCAAAGCAUCUUGAAGAUAUUGAGAUUUUAAAUAAAUCUAUUUCUUCAAUGGACUUAAACUCAUCGGAUUUAUUCGAAAUUUCAAAAGAUUCGCCGUUUAAUGAACCUAUGAGUGUCGUAGACUUUGAUUUAGAUUCAAAUAAUAAAGAAACGUCACAUUUAAAUUUGAAAAACAUUACGAUUCCUCUUACCAAAGUUCCUGUGUCAAGUCUAGUUGUACCGAGCAGUCAAACUUCACUUGAAGUAACUGAUGACUCUAAUGACCAGAGUAGUUUAGUUAAAACAAAUCAAAAUUUAUUGGAUGGUAAUCAUUUCAAGGAGUCAGCGAAAAAAGUUGAUCAUCAAUCGACUAAUUUAGUGGAAUUACUGAAGAAUGCGCAUAAAUUAUCAUUGAAAAAUAUUAAUCGAGAUUCAGCUACGAAAAAUAUAAAGCGCAAAGCUUAUGAUGAUAACUGUGAGAUUUCUAUAAGAAAUAAGAGUAGGAAGCGGCUUAAAGCUGAAGAAAGUGAAAAUAAUUGUAAUGCUGGUUCAUUAAUGGGACGAACUACGCAAUCAAAUUGUUUUAAAAAACAUAAGUUUGUUAUUCCACAAAGCUAUCAACCUGUGGUUCGACUCAAUAGAAUUGUGCUGCCCGAAAAUGUCACUGAUUCUUUAGCUAUCGAGUCGAAAAAUGAUAAAUUUGAGACAGCGGAGAUUACUAAUAAUAACGUUUACAAUUUAAGGAGAUCUGGUAAAAAAAAUAAUUGCAAGAAGUGCGGCAAGAAAUUUGAGUCGCUAAAGUUUCUGAAGAUACAUAUGAAGCAUCAUGCCAAUAACAAGACGUUCAAAUGCAGAAUGUGUAAUUAUGCGACUGACUUAAAAGGGAAUUUGAGCCGGCACGUCAAGAUUCACGUCAAAGAAGAAAUAAUGACUAGAACACAAUCAAAUAAUUCAAAAAGUCGCGCGCGUUCUCAGAUGAAUAAUAAAAAUUACCAUGAAAAUGAUAAAAAUUUAACUUGCAGUGACUGUAACGAAUUAUUUAAUUGUCAAAAAUUAUUAACAGAACAUUGCGACAAUUUUCAUAAGUCACAAUUUAAAAACAAUAAGUAUUCAUGUUCGCUAUGCUCACGAACAUUUAGGUACUACGGUCGUUUUUCACGACACUUGAGAAAUUUCCAUAAUGCAGGUUCAUCGGUCCAGAGUAAAAUUAAUUAGGUUAAUAUCUUCCAUCGAUUAUAAUUUCUAUGAGGGCUGUGCGAAUAUUUUGAACUAUUGAUUUUCCGAAUUAUUCGAAACUUGGAAUUGUAAUAUUUUUUUCAAGAAUUCAAAUUUUUGUCAGGGGUAUGAAUAAAGCUGACACGAAUCUAUGAAGAAAUUAUUUUUUGUUACUUUAAACAUUACGCUUUCUGUUCAAUAACACGAUUUGAAUCAAAUAAUUUAAAAUGUUACAAAUAAUUCAGAGAUUUCGGAUAAUUCAAAAAGCUUCAAAUUUUUCAAUUUGAACCUGAUUCGCACAUCCCUAGUCAUAUAUAUUUAUUUUCUGUCAUAUUCUUGUAAUGUCGCGCCAUUUACUAGCCGACUGAUCUUUUCAGUUAUGUAUAU